AUGUGUAAGCUGGAUAAUAAAUUUAAAAUGACUCAAUUAAAUCAGAUUUGCCAAAUUAUUAAACGUAACAGAAUCUUAAACUCAAUAAACAACAAUACUUCAUUAAUUUUAAAGCCGAUUUGUUCUCAAAUAUUUAAACUGCAUUACGACUUCCCGGAAGAAAAUGAAAUCAACUGCAAUAACAUCCUUCUUAGAACUUGGGAAACAAACAUGAGAAGGAAGACCUACAAAAGUAAAAAGAGGAAGAGGUUUAUUAGAAUAGGAGAGCGGAUUCUUAGAAUAAGCUGA
This is a messenger RNA of Theileria parva strain Muguga, 288 nucleotides long. RefSeq lists its product as uncharacterized. The transcript has a single exon. Bases 1 to 288 code for a protein of 95 amino acids. The record is from RefSeq and is a predicted model, not a curated record. NCBI's taxonomy places the organism in Eukaryota, Apicomplexa, Aconoidasida, Piroplasmida, Theileriidae.